Messenger RNA from Iphiclides podalirius (scarce swallowtail), 1023 nucleotides. NCBI's taxonomy places the organism in Eukaryota, Metazoa, Arthropoda, Insecta, Lepidoptera, Papilionidae. The record is from the annotation of a GenBank genome assembly.
AUGGAAUACAAGUCGAAUUCACCCGAUCCUUCUUUAGAAAAACAGUUAAAAGGCCAUCGAGGUGCAAUAACAUCUCUAUUUUACAAUCCAAACGGUCAACAAAUUGCUUCAAGUUCCUUGGAUCAUAGCGUUUUGUUAUGGGAUCUACGAGGAACUAUGAGAAGUUAUAGAUUCCAAGGUCAUGAUGAAGCUGUUAUGGACAUAACAUUUUCCCCUUCAGGAAAAUAUAUGGCUUCAGCUUCUCGAGAUAAAACUGUCAGGCUGUGGGUGCCCACUGUUACGGGGAGCACUGGCAUGUUUAAAGCACAUUCACAAACAGUGCGUUCUGUUCAGUUUAGUCCUGAUAGCUCAAAGAUAUUAACAGCAUCAGAUGAUAAAAUAGUGAAGAUGUGGUCAAGUGAAAAGCACAAAUUCAUUUCAUCGUUUGUUGGACACACAAACUGGGUUCGAUGUGCUCGCAUGUCACAUGAUGGAUCAGUUAUAGCCUCGUGUUCUGAUGAUAAAACUACACGUCUUUGGAAUCCUGACACUGGAGAGUGCAUUCAUAUAUAUAAAGAUCAAAAAGGCUAUGGAAUGUAUAUAUCUUGGCACCCAUCUGGUUGUUAUAUAGCUAUAGGAACUUCACAUGGAAAUGUGAAAGUUUAUGACAUAAGAACACAUAAUCUUGUGCAGUAUUACAGCAUACACAGUGAUGCAGUUACACAAUUGGUUUUUCAUCCCAGUGGAAGCUACAUAUUAACAUCAAGCAAAGAUGGAAAAAUGAAGAUACUGGACUUACUCGAAGGACACCCAAUAUUUACUUUAAGUGGACAUAGUGGUCCUAUUAAUUGUGUUAGCUUUUCAAUGAGUGGAAACAGUUUUGCAUCAGCUGGUGAAGAUAAAUUGGUAUUUAUAUGGAGAACAAAUUUUACUGAAUUUGCUAAUGAUUCAAAAGAGAAUGAAGAUGGAAACCAAAUGUUGUCCAAAUCUGUCCCUCACACUGCUCCUACGACUGGAGGAAAAGUUAAGGUUGUCAAAAACAGA